Messenger RNA from Coniophora puteana RWD-64-598 SS2, 483 nucleotides. RefSeq names its product yippee-domain-containing protein. Lineage: Eukaryota; Fungi; Basidiomycota; Agaricomycetes; Boletales; Coniophoraceae. Bases 53 to 421 code for a protein of 122 amino acids. The transcript has 5 exons. The record is from RefSeq and is a predicted model, not a curated record.
CUUAUGUCAAUAUCUGCCUAUAGCCGUGUAAUUGGCGCAGCACAUUUGGGACAUGGCAGACUCAGACACUAGGGCACAGGUCAUAUCAACAUACCAUGGACAUCCUACUUUCAUAUGUGCCCAAUGCUCCGCAGUCAUUGCACUUCAAGGCGAGCUCAUCAGUAAAGCAUUUUCUGGUAGAGACGGCCGUGGAUUCCUCAUGCACUCUGCCACGAACGUGAAGCUGGGAAAGAAAGAGGAUCGGCAGCUUCUCACUGGGGUUCAUACUGUCGCGGACGUAUUAUGUAUGGGCUGUAACGAGCGCGUGGGGUGGUAUUAUCACAAGGCCACCGAUUAUUCACAGAAAUACAAAGAAGGAAAAUACUUGCUGGAAAGAGAGAAGUUGGUGAAGGAGAAUGCUUGGGUGUUAGAAGAUUCAUAAACCUGAGCCCCUUAAUGAAAGCCUUGCAGUCGUCAUGUAUCAUAUUUAGCAAUCCUGUGUAU